AGGGAUAUCUUGCCUGCCCAUCUCCACGGAUGUGAAACCAAAUAAACAAAACAAAGUCAAUGCAUAAUUAAUUAAACCCCACAAGCAUAUCCAUCUCUAUUAUGUCAAGCACACCCUCACAACCCCAUCCCUUCAACGUGCUCAGGAGCCAUUUUCUUGGCCGUACCGAAAGUACCAGUACUUUUUCUCAGGGUCAGUAGAAUUACAUUAUCAAAGCCUUUGCCUUUGGGUGACUGGUCGCUAAUUUCCUGGAGAAUUCAAGACGCAAGUGUCAAUGGAGCCAAAACGUUGUGGAAUAACUAUCUUAGGUUCACUUCUUCUCUUCUUUUGCAUGGCAGCAACUUGUUAUGGAAUUGUUCUCUUCUCUUCUCUGUCAAGAACCCUGGAAGUCACUGCUUCAUUCAAACAAGGGCAAGUUCUGAAAGCUGGUGUUGAUAAAAUUACCUUAACAUGGGGUCUGAACCAGAGCCUAGCAGCUGGUACGGACUCCGCCUACAAGACCAUAAAAGUCAAGCUAUGCUACUCGCCCGUCAGCCAGGUUGACCGCGCGUGGAGGAAGACAGUAGACAACCUAGCCAAAGACAAGACAUGUCAGUUCAAGAUCGUUUCUAGGCCGUACGAUAAGCGGAACCAGACCUUUGAGUGGACGGUGGAGCGUGACGUGCCCUCGGGUACGUACUUCAUACGUGCCUAUGCCUACAACUCCGACGACGUCGAGGUGGCUUACGGUCAAACAACCGAUGCCAAAAAGACCACUAAUUUGUUUGAUGUGCAGGCAAUCAGUGGCCGCCACGCGUCGCUGGAUAUUGCCUCGGUCUGUUUCAGUGCUUUCGCGGUUCUGUCCUUGCUUGGGUUCUUUAUUGCCGAGAAGAGAAGGGCAAAACUGUCUGAACGGAAGUGAGAGUCGACGAAAUAUAAUAAUAUAAUAAUAUUCUUAAGCCCUUUCACCCUUUGUAUAAUAAAAUCGUUACUAGUAAUUUGCAAUUUUGCAUGGUGUGGUUUUA
This is a messenger RNA of Juglans microcarpa x Juglans regia, 1004 nucleotides long. RefSeq names its product high-affinity nitrate transporter 3.2-like. Bases 275 to 901 code for a protein of 208 amino acids. Gene Ontology annotation, cellular component: plasma membrane. Gene Ontology annotation, molecular function: nitrate transmembrane transporter activity. The transcript is spliced from 3 exons. Gene Ontology annotation, biological process: response to nitrate; nitrate transmembrane transport. Lineage: Eukaryota; Viridiplantae; Streptophyta; Magnoliopsida; Fagales; Juglandaceae. The record is from RefSeq and is a predicted model, not a curated record.